UUUCAAAAUUUCGCCCUAACCCGCUUCCUCGAAUCACUACCAUUUCGGGUUUGCUAACCAAUAAAACGAAGAAAAUGGAAUCAAUUGUGGGUAAAAUGCAGCUAUGGCUGGAGCUAACAACAAUGGCAAUGCCUUCGCAAAAACCAUAUGCUCAAUCUGCUACGAGGAUCUUAAACCCUUAAUUGAAGACCUUCAGUCCAUUUCUGUUUGCGGCCACGUUUUUCACGAGCUCUGCCUUCAACAAUGGUUUGAGUACUGUCCCAAAACGAAGAAGAGGAAUUGUCCCAUAUGCAAACAAUCUUGCACCAAUGCAAAUGUUGGCCGUCUUUACUUCCAGUCUGUUGGUGAUCCAAAUGAUUCUAAUACUUCUCAAAAGCCAAGUGAUUAUGAAGAAAAUCCUGAGGAAUUGCGGAAAGAGGUCAAUAGGUUGGAGGGGAAAGUUGUGGCUCUUGCUUCAACUUUGGAACAGCAGCAGAAAGAAUUUAAAGAAGUUAAAAACCAGAUUUUCUCAUGCAAGGAGCAGCUAAAAAUUGAAGUAGCACUGAAGAAUGAAGCUCUGACUCAGAUUGCAACCAGUCAGCAGUUGCUUCGUGCGAAAUCUGAGGAGCUGGAUAAAUCAACUUUGGAACUCAUGAGAGUGCAAGAGAGAAAUAUGGCCUUGGCAAAGGAACUGGCAGCAUUUAAGCUUGCUUCUGAUUUGGACUUGGAGGAAGAUGAGGUUAUGAAGCUUGCUUCAUUAGGCAAUGAUGUUGGCAGCAGAGAAACAGUAGAUGUUCUGAGAAAGUCAUUGGUAAUUCGUAACAAGGGUUACAAGGAACUGAUGGCCAAAUGCAACAUUUUAGGAAGAGGAGAGGCUCGUUGCCUUCGUAAACUUGAGAAGGCUACCGAAAAGAUAAAGAAACUCAAGUCGAGAAUCCAAGAACUGGAGACUGCAGCUGAAAUCAAAGACAAUGAAACUUUGAGAGUGCUAAAGGACCAGGAUGCUCGAUUCAAGUCUGAUUCACAUGAAAAUACAAUGAAAAGACAUGGAAAUCGAAUUGAUUUAGAUGAAACAAGUUAUAAGUCAGACAGCACAUUCAUUUCAAAGAAAGUUGAGGUCUGCAUGCCUAUGACUAGAAAAAGCACAAUUGAUGAUAUUUUCCCUGGAUGUACUGAUGAACAAAAUGAUCAGGAGAAAGGUUGUUCCUCAAUAAAUGUGGACAAGAGUGUUGGGUGCUCCACUUCUGUACAAGGAUUUUCAUGCAAGAAUUUCAUGCCAUGUGUUGAUAACAGUGUAAUUUUACAGAGAUGCCAUUUACCACUAGAAGAUGUGUCUUUUGAUACACAAAACAAUGCCGAAAUGCCACAAUCUGGAAACAGAGACGGAGUAUCUUGCUCCCGGGCUAUGAAAAAAGGCAGAAAGGCAGAUCUAGCUAAUAAGCUACCUGCUAAUGUGGAUGAUGAGGUGAUAUGCUAUGGUGAGACUGGCCCAGUUCAAACCUCAGUUCAUAUAAAAAAAGAGACUACCUCCUCGAUUCAAUUUUCUCAUCCUGGUGAUGGAUGCUUUUCUGGUGGAUUACUGGGUCCUGAUGGAACUAACUGGCACUUGGGUAAAUGGUGCAAGAAGGCUAAGAACCAAGUAUCAACAACAUCAUCUACAGGGUUGGACAGAUUGAAUGCAGGAGCAGGUGACUUAAUUGCUGUUGGAGCUGAUGGCAGAGGUGGCCGAAUCAAAGUUAUGAGGCCUCUUGAUCAAUCAUCAUUGGACGUUAAGGAUACCUCACCUUGGGCAAAAAAGUGUAAGCAUGCAGCCAAGCCAAAAAAGUUGCAGCCUCAAGGAUAUUUGCAGAUUGAACAUUUCUUUCGACGGACAGCUCAAUGAUCUAAUCACCUUGGUGCUUACUUUGGUAAGCCUACAGGUGGAAUGAAGGAUGAAGAUAUUCAUGUCUUAAUCUUUUUAUUUUGCAGCAAAGCAUCUUUUCACCUGGUUUGUGUAUGCCGAAAUAUCAAAAGACAAGAAAAAAAAAAUAAGAUUCAUACUUAAUUCAUAAUUAAGCCUCACACAAGUUUCGCACGCCUUAAUCUGUGCCUAUUUUGUGGUUCUUUUUUUGUGUGUGGUGAAGAUUAAAUUGUUGCUGAAGUUGUCAUAAUCAAUUGCUGCACAUUUCAUGUAAGCUGGAGCAUAUAUUCAUGUUAGUUUGGGCCAUGAGUGGAUAUUAUCUUCUGAAUGCAAAGCCCGAGAUACAUGUAGCUUACUUGAUUUUACUUGUAGUCAUGCAAUUUCUCUGCUGUCCAUGGUGCACAAAUAUGAAAGCAAAUA
Molecule: messenger RNA, 2299 nt
Organism: Sesamum indicum (sesame)
Lineage: Eukaryota; Viridiplantae; Streptophyta; Magnoliopsida; Lamiales; Pedaliaceae
Product: RING/U-box superfamily protein
Molecular function (GO): zinc ion binding
Source: RefSeq, a predicted model, not a curated record